Coregonus clupeaformis (lake whitefish) is the source of this 5087-nucleotide messenger RNA. Its product is annotated as ERC protein 2-like. The transcript has 17 exons. NCBI's taxonomy places the organism in Eukaryota, Metazoa, Chordata, Actinopteri, Salmoniformes, Salmonidae. Gene Ontology annotation, molecular function: structural constituent of presynaptic active zone. Gene Ontology annotation, cellular component: cytoskeleton of presynaptic active zone. Bases 381 to 3599 code for a protein of 1072 amino acids. The record is from RefSeq and is a predicted model, not a curated record. Gene Ontology annotation, biological process: maintenance of presynaptic active zone structure; neuromuscular synaptic transmission; regulation of synaptic plasticity.
GCGUGCUUGUGGCCAGACAGCAGGAGAGGUCGAGAGAAUGCUGGGACUGUGGAGCUCGCGCCAAGGGGCUUGGACACGAGCUGGGCUUUCCGGUGAUGGAGAAGGGCCGGUCUGUUGACGGUAUCCAUGGUACCCUCCAGUGUUGCAGUGAGCUCCAGAACAGUGACCAGCCUGUAUGAGAGAUCAGCAGCCUGCUGUAGUGGAACUGGGACUGUCUAGAACCACCAGUGACAGAGAUGAAUGGCAGAGAGUAAAACAAAUCCAAAGACAUAAGGAGCACCGAGGACAAGAAAGACGCCACCUCGUUACAUACUUGUUUUUAUUUCUGGCCAUGUAGCUGCCGUGUUUCUACAUUAAAACCCAGCCGUCAUCAGAGCAGGAUGCAUGGCAGUGCCAAGAGCACCGGGCACGGAGAGGGCAGCUCCGCACGAUCAACAAAGUUACAGAAGAACCCGAAGCAGGGUUACCGUAAACUGGGCGUGGCUAGUGGGUCAGGGGCAAAGUCAGCUGGGACAGGGUCAGGGGGUAAAACCUUGUCUAUGGAGAACAUCCAGUCCCUGAAUGCAGCCUACGCCACCUCCGGCCCCAUGUACCUGAGUGACCGCGAUGCCUUGGCCUCCUCCGGUGGCUACCCUAAAGGAACCAUGACUCUGGGCCGAGCCACCAGCAGGACUUCCUACACGGGCCGGGCCACAGCCAUGGGCAGCAGCCCCAACAUCACCACCACAUCAGAUGGCCAGGACUACGGGGACCAGAGCCACACCCAGCACCUCCAGACAGGGGGGCCCUCAGGGCUGCUGAGGCAGGCUGGACGGGGUGGAGGAGGAGGGGGAGAGGACAUCCAGGCUCAGCUUAGGGAGCUGCAGAGAGAGAAUGAACUGCUGAGGAGAGAGAUGGACAGAGGGAGGGAUGGGAGGGUGGGGAGGGAUGGGAGAGAAGGGAGGAUGAGCUCUUCUGUCAACAGUGGAAAGCACUUCUGGAGCCCGGAGGUGAAGAGUCGAGACAGAGGGAUGAGGAAAGAGGAGGGAGCCCUUACGUCCAUCCUGAAGGAACAGAAGUGGGCCUCUCCAGAGGAGGACCAGCACCUCCAGUUGUCAGUGCAUGGGCUACAGGAAGAGCUGAGAAGCCAUAGAGAGAUGAACAGUCGUCUGCAGCAAGAGAACUCGGGGUCUCACACAAACAUCUCCACUCACACCGGCUCGAACCGAGACCUCCAUAUCGAGGACCACCGGGCAGGCAUCAGCCCUGGACACAGCCCUGGUCUGGGCCCCAGUCACCUCCACAGCCCUGGGCAAAGACACAGCCUUGGCCCUGGCCUAGGAGCCAGCCCCAGACACAGCCCCAAUAACACCUACAACCCUGGGUCCAGAAACAGCCCUGUCCAUCCCCACAGCCCUGGAUAUAACUCUGGGCCUGGCCCCAGACACAGCCCUGGAUAUAACUCUGGGCCUGGCCCCAGACACAGCCCUGCUAACACCCUCAUCCUCGGGCCUAGAAACAGCCCCAGCCACCUCAUCCACAGCCCUGGCCGUUGCCUCAGCCCUCCCAGCAGCCCCUGCAUGGUCCCUGGGUGCGAUGGCUUCUCCUCUCCCCCUCCCCUGGAUCUGACGGAGGAGAACUUCAUCCGGCUGCAGUCGGAUCACGAGCGUCAGGGCAAGGAGCUGUACCUGCUGAGGAAGACCCUGGAAGAGAUGGAGCUGAGGAUUGACUCCCAGAAACAGACGCUGGGGGCCAGGGACCAGUCCAUCCAGAGGCUGCUGGAGAUGAUCCAGGGAGGAGGGAGGGGCCAGAGAGGCGAGAGGUCAGAGAUAAUCACCAUGGCAACGGCACGUGAGGAGGCAGAGUCCCAGCUGGGUCGUCUGGAGGAGCAGCUGGACCAGAGGGAGAAAGAGAACCUGCAUCUGAGAGAGGAGCUGCACAGGAGGAGCCAGCAGGACCCCACCAAGACUAAGGCCCUGCAGACUGUCAUUGAUAUGAAGACCACACCCCCUUUCUGUUUUGAUCCUGACGUGAUCUGGCAGGACACUAAGAUAUCGUCUCUGGAGAGGAACAUCCGAGACCUGGAGGAUGAGGUCCAGUUGAUGAAGACAAGUGGGCUGCUCCACCCUGGCGACCGCCUGGAUGAACUCAAACACAUGGAGGUCUACAAGAGCCACUCCAAGUUCAUGAAGAAACAGGUAGACCAGCAGAAGCAGGAGCUGAAUAAAAAGGAAUCAGAGAUGCAGGCCCUUCAGACCAAACUGGAUGCUCUGACCAACCAGAACUCAGACUGCAAACAGCACAUAGAGGUGCUCAAAGAAUCACUCAGCGCCAAGGAGCAACGCUCUACCACACUGCAGACAGAGGUGGAUGCGUUGCGUGUGCGUCUGGAAGAAAAGGAAUCGUUCCUCAGUAAGAAGACCAAGCAGCUCCAGGACCUGACAGAGGAGAAGGACACGCUGGCCGGAGAGAUCCGUGACAUGAAGGAUAUGCUGGAUGUUAAGGAGAGGAAGGUCAACAUCCUGCAGAAGAAGAUAGAGAAUCUUUUGGAGCAGUUAAAGGACAAGGACAAGCAGCUGGCAGGUCUGCGAGACCGAGUCAAGGGUCUCCAGACGGACUCCAGCAACACAGACACAGCACUGACCACGCUGGAGGAGGCCCUGUCUGAAAAGGAGCGAGUGAUUGAGCGAGUGAUUGAGCAGAAGGAGCGGGAGGACAGGGCACGGCUGGAGGAGGUGGAGAGGAUGAGGAAGGAGAACCAGGAGCUGAAGGAUAGACUCUCCAUCCUGACGACACACACACCUGGGUCACAGAGUAUGGAGGAGUCAACCAGGAAGCUGUUAGAGGUCAGCGACAGGAUCAAGCUGCUGGAGCAGGAAGUGACACGCUACCGAGAGGAGUCUGGGAAGUCCCAGGCCGAGGUGGAGAGGCUCAUGGGUAUCCUGAGAGAGCAAGAGACGGAAAGAACCAACAAGGAGAAGAAAAUCACUGAGCUGGAGAGGCAAGUGAAGUGUCCAAACAUCCUUAAACAGAUGGUUUCAGGGGAGAGGAGGCCAGAUGGACUGACAGACGGACAUCCACACUCCAUCUCACAGCUGGAGGAGAUGAUGAACGCCCUGGAGAAGACCAGACAGGAGCUGGACACCACCAAGCAGCGCCUCUCCACUACCCAGCACUCCCUGCAGGAGCGGGACGGUCACCUGACCAACCUGAGGCUGGAGAGACGCAAACAGCUGGAGGAGAUACUGGAGAUGAAGCAGCAGGCUCUUCUAGCUGCGAUCAGUGAGAAGGAUGCUAACAUAGCCCUGCUGGAACUGUCCUCCUCUAAACGGAAGAAAUCACAGGAUGAGGUGAUGUCACUGAAGAGAGAGAAGGACAGGCUCAUGCACCAGCUCAAACAACAGACCCAGAGUAGGAUGAAGCUCAUAGCAGACAACUAUGAUGAAGAACAUCUACACUCUCAUCAUCCUCACCAUCCUCACCACCCCCACCCGGGGGUACACCCGGCUCACCCAGCACUCCCGGCACACACACACCACCGGAGCCCUACAAGAGGACCACCCCACGCCAACCACAGACCCCCAAUGGACCAGGACGAUGAGGAGGGCAUCUGGGCAUGACCGUCACCAUGGGAACUGAAGCUCCACUCACGAGGGCUGCUGGUGAGCCGGGCCUUGAACCAAACACACACUCCUGUUCAUGCUGGUGGAGCAGCUCUACUGAUCCAGGGGCCAGACUGACUGCAGCAGAGUCCCAGGAUCCUGCCCACCUGCCCUGGUUGAAGACAAUUCUUUACCCGCCUUCCGUUGCAGAGAUGCUCUCUUUCCUCCCAGUGUUUGACAAUCAGAGAGCAGAAACUCGUAAAGUCCCACGAGCUCCGAGGCACAAUUGGACAUGUAAUCCUGACUGUUAUACACUGAGGAACUAUGGCUUUAACUCUCCAACUGUCAACCAAUCAUCUCACUGCCCCUGCCAGGUUCACUGACCGGCUGAUCAAUCCUAGACAACAAACUAGUCAGCCUAAAAACCAGAAGGACCAAUCAGGAAGGACCAUUGAGAGUGACCAAACAUACUUUUUUUUGUGUGUUAUUUUUUAAGAUAGUUUGUGAGCCCUUGAAAGUCUAUGGGAGAGAGCAAAUCCUGAUGUGGGUUUGUUUACGUAGCCACAUACGGAUAGCAUUAGCAUGGUCCACAGCAUGGACCUCAGAUCCACAUGGACCUUCUCAAUGUACUGUGCCAAAGGAACCACUCCCUGUCAGCAGAGAGACACUGAGAGGGGAACCGGGUUCCAAUUACUCUAGAACCCUCAAAGAGAACCCAGAGAAGUGUUCUGUGUAGGCUACCUUUCUCUGAAUGUUCUUAAGUCUGGAAACACUCCUGUCAUCCUAUCACUGGACAGCUCUCUUGGUUGACAGUGCUCUAGGUAGUCGAUGUCCAUAGGAACUGAUCUAGGAUUAGUGCCCUUUCUAAAUCCUAACCUUAACUAUCAAGUGGGAAAACAAAACUGACCUCAGACCAGUGUCUAGGGGCAACUUCGUCCCUCUCCGAGUGGAGGGUAUAAACUGUGACCAAACAAAACCCUCUGAGGAAAUCAAACUAUUAUAUGUUUAUAGUUUUUUUUAUUUUCUCUUGUGUUUUUUUCUCUCCCUGCUGUACUUUGUUUGACUAACGAGUAUCAUGUUGUGUUUGUUUUUCUACAUCUGAAACAGAUUGAGUACUGUUCUCUUUGAGGUUUGUAUCAGUUGUGUGUUUCUGCUUGUGGGUGUUGUUUUAUUUAGUAGUUUAUUUAUUGAGUAGUUUAAUUGCAUCAUGCAUUGGACUGGCUGUUUUAGGUAUCCAUAUUGAAGUCAGCACUCCCCGAUCACCAUUUUGGAAUCAGAGAUCCCUUAAAGCAGAGUGCUGCUUUAAGGGACCGUCAUCUCAAAGAGUUGUCUAUACAUAUCAGUUUACCAGUGAGGAUGUCGUGGUGUUUGAAGGUGACAUAAUGCAUCAUGAUCUCCGUUCUCCUGAACCAGCAGUAAGUGUUUAGCUUGUACGGUUUUCUGUGUGUGUGUUUAGCUUGUGCAGUUUUCUCUCUCUCUCUCUCUCUCUCUCUCUCUCUGUGUGUG